CGGCCCAGCGGAGGGAAGCCAGUCGUGGGGCCGGGCCGGAUCACCACGGAGCAACCGCUGAUCGUCAGGAUGAAGUCUCUGGUGCUACUCUGCUUGGUCGUGUCUGCCAGCGGACAAGGCUACGAGUUCAACAAAGCCAAUGCAAACCGUUUCGGUUCUGGCGGCUCCGAUGGUUCGUCCGGCGGAGACACUGUGUUCCAAGUCGCGUCCAGCAUCAGCUCUCCACAACAGUUCACGGUCCUCGGCAGACAGCCGCUCCCGGCCGGCGGCGGCUCCUACGCCGGCGGCUCUGGCUCUGGCUCCGGCUCCGGAGGCUCCGUCUCUGGCUCUAGCUCCGGAGGUUUCACGGUGUUCCGCACUGGCGGCUCUGAAGUACGCUUCGGCACAGACUCCGCCGGUGCCGGCUCCUACGGCUCUGGUGGCGGGUCUGGCGGCUCUGAAGUACGCUUCGGCACAGACUCCGCCGGUACCGGCUCCUACGGCUCCGGAUCCUUCGGCAGCGCUGGCGGCUCCGGAUCCUUCGGCAGCGCUGGCGGCUCCGCGGCCUUCCGGGGCGGCUCCGGAGGCUCUGGGUCGUCUGGCAGCGCUGGAUCGUCGAGCGGCACUGCUGACCGGUUCGGCAGCUCCCGAGUCUCCAUCGAGCCCUCGUUCACCUGCCCGACGAGCACGCGCGUGGUGACCACCACCCGGUUCUCGCACACCACGGUCACCAAUGUGAUCCACUCUGUGGCGGAGAGCAUCCAGACCAAGUACGUGACGGCCACUGUGCUUCGGCCGACGCCGAAGACAAUCACCCACACGGUCACCCAUCUGCAGCAGGGCAACGUCCAGAGCGCCCAGCGACUGGUCACCACCACCGGAUACACGGUCGGCACCAACUUCCUCCUGGACACCCGCUUCAGGACCGUGACUGACCACGUCUCCUACACGGACACGGUCAACAACUACGUGACGCAGACGGAGACGGUGCCGGCCGUCACCACAAUCACGGCCGUCAUGACCACAUUCAAGACGUUCCUGACCUCGACCACCGUCUACCGCACCGUGCACCGCUCCGUGACUGUGACCCGCACCGCGGUCACCACCAACGUCGCUCACGACGCGACAGUCGUCACUGGCGCGGAGGUGCGCACCCUGCGUACCACGACCACCAGGGACGUGUUCAGCACUCUGCCGGUCUUCACGGUCACCCAGACGGUCACCGUGUGCAACCUGGUGACCGUGGACCAGUCCGGCGACGGCGUGUUCCGCGUCGGCGGCUCGGCUGGAGGAUCCGGAGCAGGUAGCGUCUCCGGAUCGGCGGGAGGCUCCGGCGGAGGCUUCGUCUCCGGCUCUGCCGGCGGCUCCGGCAGCGCCUUCGUCUCUGGAGGAUCUGGACAGCAAUUCACCGGCGCUGCUGGCGGCUCCGGCGGCGCCUUCGUCUCUGGAGGAUCCAGAGGACAGUUCACUGGCUCUGCUAGCGGCUCGGGUCACGCCUUCGUUUCUGGAGGACAAGGAUCUGGUUCUGCUGGCGGCUCGGGCGGCGCCUUCGUCUCUGGAGGAUCUGGAGGACAAAGAUUCGUUGGCUCUGCUGGAGGGUCUGGACGCGGCAGCUUUGUCUCUGGCGGACCCGGUCGCGGCUACGCCUCUCCAUCCGCCGGCGGCAGUGGAGGCGGAUUCGGCACAGAUGGCUCUGGCGGCCUGGACUUCCGGUUCGGCGGACAGGGUGGCGCCAGUGGGAGCGGUAGCGGCUCCUACUCUCCCCCUAGGAACUGAUGACUGAAUGUAACCGCGAUAGUAGCUCUCAAUACACGACUGGCUUUGA
This is a messenger RNA of Amphibalanus amphitrite, 1804 nucleotides long. Its product is annotated as glycine-rich cell wall structural protein 1.8-like. The coding region runs from base 70 to 1755 and encodes 561 amino acids. Lineage: Eukaryota; Metazoa; Arthropoda; Thecostraca; Balanomorpha; Balanidae. The transcript is spliced from 5 exons. The record is from RefSeq and is a predicted model, not a curated record.